AGACACUACUACUACUACUACUACUACUACUACUACUACUACUACUACUACUACUACUACUACUACUACUACUACUACUACUACUACUACUACUACUACUACUACUACUACUACUACUACUACUACUACUACUACUACUACUACUACUACUACUACUACUACUACUACUACUACUACUACUACUACUACUACUACUACUACUACUACUACUACUACUACUACUACUACUACUACUACUACUACUACUACUACUACUACUACUACUACUACUACUACUACUACUACUACUACUACUACUACUACUACUACUACUACUACUACUACUACUACUACUACUACUACUACUACUACUACUACUACUACUACUACUACUACUACUACUACUACUACUACUACUACUACUACUACUACUACUACUACUACUACUACUACUACUACUACUACUACUACUACUACUACUACUACUACUACUACUACUACUACUACUACUACUACUACUACUACUACUACUACUACUACUACUACUACUACUACUACUACUACUACUACUACUACUACUACUACUACUACUACUACUACUACUACUACUACUACUACUACUACUACUACUACUACUACUACUACUACUACUACUACUACUACUACUACUACUACUACUACUACUACUACUACUACUACUACUACUACUACUACUACUACUACUACUACUACUACUACUACUACUACUACUACUACUACUACUACUACUACUACUACUACUACUACUACUACUACUACUACUACUACUACUACUACUACUACUACUACUACUACUACUACUACUACUACUACUACUACUACUACUACUACUACUACUACUACUACUACUACUACUACUACUACUACUACUACUACUACUACUACUACUACUACUACUACUACUACUACUACUACUACUACUACUACUACUACUACUACUACUACUACUACUACUACUACUACUACUACUACUACUACUACUACUACUACUACUACUACUACUACUACUACUACUACUACUACUACUACUACUACUACUACUACUACUACUACUACUACUACUACUACUACUACUACUACUACUACUACUACUACUACUACUACUACUACUACUACUACUACUACUACUACUACUACUACUACUACUACUACUACUACUACUACUACUACUAAUAAUAAUAAUAAUAAUAAUAAUAAUAAUAAUAAUAAUAAGGAGUCACUGUUACUACAAAUUAACAGUAGUUAUGCAAAACUUAUGAACUUACUAUACAGUCUAUAG
Schistosoma margrebowiei is the source of this 1297-nucleotide messenger RNA. Lineage: Eukaryota; Metazoa; Platyhelminthes; Trematoda; Strigeidida; Schistosomatidae. The record is from the annotation of a GenBank genome assembly.